Messenger RNA from Volvox carteri f. nagariensis, 2790 nucleotides. RefSeq lists its product as uncharacterized. The coding region runs from base 1 to 2790 and encodes 929 amino acids. The record is from RefSeq and is a predicted model, not a curated record. The transcript is spliced from 11 exons. NCBI's taxonomy places the organism in Eukaryota, Viridiplantae, Chlorophyta, Chlorophyceae, Chlamydomonadales, Volvocaceae.
AUGCAAGAAACGGGACAGGAGCAACUGCAGCGGGGAACGGUUUGCAAACCAAUACGGACGAUAUCUGAAGCUGCUUCUGGGCGUCGGCGGCUCAUGUUUGGCAAAAAUGUUCAACCAGUAUUGGACGAAAUGCCGCCUGAGUCAAUUCCUCCCUUUUAUGGACCUUACAAGUAUCGGUGUGCCAUCUUUGUCCUCAUGCUGCAGGACCACGCCACGGCAACUAUCAUCCGUAGUGGCCUCGCGAUGCCACCUAGUCGCACAUCCGUGGCCCGAUUGGGUCAGAACCAGGCGUCGUUCCGAGGGGGAACGCAGGACGUGGGCGGCAUGCUAAUGGGAGAUGACAACCGACUGUACGGCGCAGCGUUCCCGGGCUCUCCCCUUGUAGCAGCAAGGUCCAGCCUUCUAGACAGAUCUCUGCCGGCAGUUCGUGCAGCGGCGGCGCUGGAGGAGGAGUUGGCGGCGGUAAAGGUGAAGCUGACGGCGGCACGUGAGGAGCAGAAGAAGGCGGUGGCGGCUGUACGGAAGCUAGAAGGGGAGGUCCAAGAGGAGCGGGCGGCACGGCUGGAUCCGACUCUCUGGAUGAGUGGGGCUGAACCCGCCAGCUCAUCGUCCCCGAAGAGUGGCGGCGAGCGGCGAACAUACACAGGUCGUACAGGCUCCGUCGCCGCCGUCGCCGCCGCCAUCGCCGGCGACGGCGGCUGGGAUGGCGACACUGACGCCGCCGCCGCCGCCGCCGCCGGCGGCGGCGGCGUGAGCCCCCGACGGCCGCGUCCCGCCUCCGCCUCCGCUGCCACCUCCCCUUUGGUGACAUCGUUGAGGUGGGAAGUACGGCAGCUAACGGCCACAAGGGACGCGCUGGCGAGUCAGCUGGCGGAGCUGAAGGCUUCCUCCAGGGUACAGAGGUUGCAGGAGCUGCAGGCCGAAGUGGAGCGGUAUCGCGGGGAGGUGUCCCGCCAGAUGGGGCUUAUGCAGCUGAUUUCCAGCCGGCUCGAUGCGGCGGAGGGAGAAGCGGCGGAAGCCCGGGCGGCGCUGCAAAGCCGGCAGCACGACACGGCGGCGGCGGCGGAGGGAGGAGAUGGCGGUGCCGUACCGCUGGCCCUGCCCCCCGGCAACAACCUGUCCAAGAACACCGUCCGGCUGGCGCUCGUGGUGUUACAGAGGGCUCACAAGCUCAUUAUGGCAGAGGCCCGACUAGUAAAGUCCUCAUUCCCCCCGCAGCUAUCGCUCCCUGAGCUAAGAGAGCUGUCCAUCCAGCGGCCCAACACGGCCGGGGCCGUGGAGGCGCUCGUGUUUUUAAACUCACACAUCGCCAGAUCGCAGCUCUUUCAAAGAUGGGGCUUCCUAACGGCGGCGGCGCCGGCGCUGGGGGCAUUUCGAGUAUCAAGGCUGCGAGGGCGGCGGCGGCGGCUCUCACCGGGGAGGACCUCCCGGCCAACAAGCGCCACCUCCCGUGCGACGGCGGCACCGACCCGUGGGUCAGCAACAACGGCGGCGGCGGCGGGUGGUGAUGCAACGCGGCUGGGACGAGGCGUACUGCUGACGCCGGAGGCCGGUGACCCGGCGGCGGCGGAUCAAUUGAAGGAGAGGUUGUCGGAGUCCGUGGCGGCGCUGGCGGCGGAAGCCCGCGAGAGGGGUUUGACGGAAGCUGAGCGGGAGUCGCCGCGGGGCAGUGUCAACGCCGCCGCCGCCGCCGUCGCCGAAACGGGCUCGGCAGCUGCUUUGAGCCGUCAGGACUCGACGCGCUCAUCCCACAAGGGUACGACAGGGUACGGCAGCCGUACGAGCGGCAGCGCCGCCGGGGAUCAGCAGCAUCCUCGUCUAACCCCCUCGACGGCGGAAGUGGAAGCGGAAGAUACGGCGGCAGUGGAGUCUGAGAGGGGGGAGCCGUCAUCCCACCGGCAUCACCAUGAUCACCAUGAUCAUCAUCAUCAUCAUGAUCGUCAUGAGGGGCCUUGUGAGCCGGAGGAGGCGCAGCAGCAGUACAUUGAAGUGGCGGACGAGGCAGCUGGGGAAUCGGAGGCCGAUGGGUACAGUGGAGGGUACGGCGACGGCGGCGGCGGUGAGGCAGAGGUGGCGGAGGCGACUGAGGAUCGCGAUGUAAAUGUGGCGGCGGAGGAAGCGGCGGCGGCGGCGGAGGCGGCGGCGGAGGGAGAGGGCCGAGAGACCUACGAGGAUUACGACGGUGUUGGCGGCCAGGGUGGCGAGGGUGACGGAGGAUAUGCGGCGGGUGCCGACGGCGGCGGGCAGGAGUACGGCAGUGCCGGCGGCGGCGGCGAGCAGGAGGCGGGUGGUAACGGCGACGGCGAUGACGACGGCGGGAACCAGUACGGCGACGGCCACGGCGGCGAAGACGGUAGCGGGGCUUAUCCGAGCGGCGACGCCAUGUCCGGGGCCCCGUGGUCGGGGGGCGAGGGUGUGGGUGAGGGUGCGGGUGGAGGUGGAGGUGGGGGGACUUUGGCCCUAGAACAGGAAGUUGAGGGUGAGGGUGAAGCAGCCGAGGAAGUUGGGGUUGGGGGAGAUGGGGGCCAGGAGGAGGGGGUAGUGCAGCUAGGUGACGAGGAGGAGGACGCCGCCGCUGAGGAGCCUCUCGCCAAUGAUGGUGGUUACGAGGAGGAGGAGGAGGAGGGUUCGGGGGAUACCCGGCUGCAUCAUCGAAGGGAAGGUGCCCGUGGUGCCGGUGUUUCGGUCCCAAACCUGGCCAUCCUCCUCAAGCCUCUUACUGCGCUGGAGUUCAGUGUGCCAGCGCUGGAGUUCAGUGUACCUGCACCUAAUGCCUGCGUGCCCUCGUAA